AAAAGAAAUUCGCAGAGCCGAUCGAGUAACGGUUUCUGCGUCGUUGGGCGGGAACCGCCUCCCCACUUCCGCAUGAUUUGAUUGGGCGAUGGUAUUUUAAUCCUUUAAAAAUCGAUCAGGUACAAACGGCGCUGUUUUUAAUUCGUUAGUUUUUUGCUGUUUCAAUUUUCACCCUCUCCCCUAACUCUCUCCGGUCACAUUCCGUCGUCGACGCUUUAUGCGUCGUCACCGGUCCACACGCUCAGUUCAAUCCGCCAACACCACUAUAGCGUACGUGAUCUCCUCCCAAAGUGCGCCGAUUACUUUGAUUCAGCGGCGGUUUUGGCUCGUCAGGGAAGCAGCACAGUUCUUCGGAGGUGAAGUCGUUGUAAAUUUCAUUGACAAAAUCAUACUGCUGUACAAUUUGAGGGUUCUCCCCUUUGUUUCAGGUACCACUGCGAUCACAAAUACUAUAGCCAGUGCAUUGACUGCAGCAUAGAGGAAAAAUGUUCCUGAAAAUCAUGCAACACACAGGUCAACUUUCACCUUUAGUUACAAUUUAUUCGUUCAUCGUAAAAUGCAGUGGAAACUGGAAACCUGUUUACAGGGAAUGAUAUUUGGAAUUUCAAAUUUGUUUCUUUUGACUAGUUAAUUUGCUUGCAUUGUGGUGUUGUUUCUACUUGUUACUCCUCAUUUUGUUGCAAUGAAAAUAAGGAAAAGAAUAGUCACUGUAUUUACCAUAGGAGCUCCACUCCACAAGGAAAUUGAAACUGUAUGAAACUGCCCAUGCUCCAAACCAGGUGACCAGUGUUGCUAGGCUUCCUGCUACUCCUUUGAUAUUUAUUGGGAAUAUCUGCAGAAAAGGUGAGGUUAAGAAAAGUUGAAAUAAUAGUACAGGAAUGCGAAUGGUGUAUCUUGCUAACUUCUUGUUACCUCAGACAUUACAACCCAAGGAACUGAUCCCAUCCCUGCUGAAAAAAAUCCUAUGUAUGCCUGGUCUCAAACAAGAUAUGUUAGAAAGGUAACAAAGGAAAUAUGAUAAGCUGCAUUUUUUCAAAUCAAGUUGAUGGAAGACUAUUGUUUACCAGUAUGCCUACUACUGCAAGAAUUGGAGCUGUGUCGACUGCCAGCCCGUGUUCCUGUCGGAAUAGGUUUUCCAGAUAUUAGUAAUAUAGAAAGCAAAAAUGAUGUUCUUACAUGUAAAAAUUUGACAGGUAACCUUAAGAUAGAAUGAAGUUCCGGUCAGCAGACAGCCUAUAACCAAUCCUGCUGCAGCCACCUAGAAGGAAGGAAAAGUGUGAGGUUGACCCUCUAACCGUUAAGAAGGAUUUGGAAAGAAAACUGAAGAGCUUAAAUGUGAUCUGAUUUACAGUGUACCAGUAUUAGGGGCUUUCUUCCAGCUCUAUCAAUCACAACUGUGUUAAGUGCAGUAACCACAACCUGCAAAACAAUUGUGUCAAGCUAAUCCUGGCAGGAGAGAAAUAGGUAGAUUUCUGAGGGAGAUAAAACCUGAAGAACAGCAUAGAUUAUGGUCCCAAGGCUGGAAGAGAACCCUGAAUCAUUAUCAAUAAAAAAAGGUGAAAUGGUAUUUUAGAAUGUCUUAGUUAUUAGAUUUGUUGUUUGUUUAAAAGAAUAGAAGUGGUAGAUUCUAAAGCCUAGCUGAGAAUUUGUUUCUAUCAAAAUUGACUUGGGAAAUUUGUUUUAGAUACUUCAGAAAUUUUGUUCAAAAACAUUAUCAAAGGAGAAGAGACCAGGAUUUUCAUUUUUUUUUUUUCUUUAUUCUGGCAUUUGUAACUUUUAUUAAAUUCCCUUUACCUGCUGCCUCAAAAAUAUAGCUGACGUAGAAGCAGAAUCCAUUGAUUCCUCCAAAUUGUUGGAAGGCCAUCAGUCCAACUCCAAUCUGGUCAGAGAUGAGUGUUUAGAAAGGUGAAGUUAAUGAAGGUGGAAGAAGUUU
This is a messenger RNA of Rubroshorea leprosula, 1933 nucleotides long. The record is from the annotation of a GenBank genome assembly. NCBI's taxonomy places the organism in Eukaryota, Viridiplantae, Streptophyta, Magnoliopsida, Malvales, Dipterocarpaceae.